UAAUAAUUUCUACCACAAAUCACGACACAUCGUAUACAAAACUGUUAGCGUUCGCUCCGCUCCGUUCACUUUACACAAAGCUGUGCGAGAGGAACGUUUGAAUUUCCAUCAACAACAACGCUGAGUACUGUCUACACUCUCACCUACGUCGACCACCGCCUAAAAAAAAACCUUCCUUUGAAAAAUGUCCGGAAAAGUGCUACUCACCGACGAUGUGGCAUACAAGGCUCUGGCUGAACACUACGCGUCCGCGGGAUCGUCGCUGAAUAUAAAAAAUCUGUUCACCUGUGAUAGUGACCGUUUUGACAAGUUCAGCUUACGAUUAACUACACCAAAUGAUGGUGAUGUAUUACUUGAUUAUUCAAAAAACCGUGUGAAUGAGAAAACUUUAGAACUAUUGUUUAAUUUGGCAAAAGCUCGUAAAGUUGAAGAGGCUAGGUCUGCUAUGUUUGGUGGUGAGCGAAUUAAUGUAACAGAAAAACGACCUGUAUUGCAUAUAGCCUUACGUAAUCGAUCUAACAAACCAAUAGUAGUUGAUGGUCAAGAUGUAAUGCCAGAAGUUAACAAUGUUCUGAAGCACAUGAAAGAAUUCACUGAACAAGUAAUAUCAAAGAAAUGGAUAGGAUUCACAGGAAAACCUAUUGAAGAUGUAGUCAACAUUGGUAUUGGGGGAUCAGAUUUAGGUCCAUUAAUGGUUACAGAAGCAUUAAAACCUUAUGCUAUAGGCCCCCAUGUUCAUUUUGUGUCUAAUAUUGAUGGAACACAUUUAAAAGAAGUAUUGAAGAAGGUUAAUCCUGAAACAGUAUUGUUUAUAAUUGCUAGUAAAACAUUUACUACUCAAGAAACUAUAACAAAUGCAACAUCUGCUAAGAAAUGGUUUUUGGAAACUGCUAAAGAUGAAUGCAGUGUAGCUAAACAUUUUGUUGCACUCUCUACCAACAAACAAAAAGUGACAGAGUUUGGAAUCGAUGAAUGCAACAUGUUUGGUUUUUGGGACUGGGUUGGAGGACGUUACUCACUUUGGUCAGCUAUUGGUCUUUCAAUAUGCUUAUCUAUUGGUUUUGAAAAUUUUGAAUCUUUAUUAAGUGGUGCGCAUUUCAUGGAUCAACAUUUUGUGAACACUCCAUUGGAGAAAAAUGCACCUGUUAUUUUGGCUUUAUUAGGAAUCUGGUAUCACAACUUCCAUGGUGCUGAAACACACGCACUUCUUCCUUAUGAUCAAUAUUUGCAUAGAUUUGCUGCAUACUUUCAACAAGGUGACAUGGAAUCUAAUGGAAAAUCUGUCACUUUAAAUGGUACUCCAAUUUCAUCGUAUUCUACUGGGCCCAUUGUCUGGGGUGAACCAGGUACAAAUGGUCAGCAUGCAUUUUACCAACUAAUUCAUCAAGGUACUCGUCUCAUACCUGCUGAUUUCAUUGCUCCUGCUGUCACCCAUAGUUGUAUAAGUGGAGGAAUACAUCACCAGAUUUUGAUGGCUAAUUUUUUGGCUCAAACUGAAGCACUGAUGAAAGGUAAGACUCCAGAUGAAGCACGCAAAGAACUUGAGGGAUCAAAUUUAGACUGUGUCGAACUUGAAAAGCUUGUUGCACACAAAACAUUUUCUGGAAAUCGUCCAACCAACUCGAUCGUAUUUAAGCAGAUUACUCCAUUUACCUUGGGAUUAUUAAUCGCUUUGUAUGAACAAAAAAUAUUUGUCCAAGGUAUUAUUUGGGAUAUCAACUCAUUUGACCAAUGGGGUGUUGAACUGGGCAAACAGUUAGCUAAAAAGAUUGAACCUGAACUUCAAACACCAAACAAUAUUACAAGUCACGACUCAUCUACCAAUGGUCUCAUCAACUUUAUCAAAUCCCAUUGGUCAUAGACUAUGUAGGAUUAAUCCAGUCUACUAUUGUUAUUAUUUAUUAAAUUGUUUAUUUAGAAGGCUGUAGUAUUUAUGUGGAAACAAAUUGUACUUUUAUCAUUUGUUUAAUUAUUGUGUAAUAAAUUAUUAGAAUGUGAUAUUAAAUCACUUAACAUCCAAUA
Molecule: messenger RNA, 2022 nt
Organism: Rhopalosiphum maidis (corn leaf aphid)
Lineage: Eukaryota; Metazoa; Arthropoda; Insecta; Hemiptera; Aphididae
Gene: Pgi
Product: glucose-6-phosphate isomerase
Exons: 10
Coding region: 185-1861 (558 amino acids)
Biological process (GO): glucose 6-phosphate metabolic process; gluconeogenesis; glycolytic process
Cellular component (GO): cytosol
Molecular function (GO): monosaccharide binding; carbohydrate derivative binding; glucose-6-phosphate isomerase activity
Source: RefSeq, a predicted model, not a curated record